CAGUUCAGAAAGCGGCCAAUGGCUCGUAUCCGAUGGCUGCGAUGUAGGAUUCCCCUGCAGUGGGAAGAGCAGGCGGGAUAAAGCUCUGAUAGCAAUCUGGUGUUGACGGCAAGUUCCUGGCACCUGGAUAUGAGCAGUAUAAGUACGGUCUUUUCCGGUGCGCAGGCCUGUACUGGAUGAAGCCCUGGAAGUGAAUCGGACAAGGUCUUACAGCUUCCUUGUGUCAGUCAUUCCCACUCUGGCUGACGGCACCUGGAUUGAGGAGGUCGGUCAGCACUGCUGACUCUGAAUCUCAACCGUUCCUGACCCAAUCUUAGUCGCAGCAAUUCUCAAGAUGGAUGAUGAUCGAGCGAUCGCAAAGGAGCCCGCAAUCCAGGAAGCUAUUGAGGAGAAAGCACAACAUCCCCAUGAGUCAAUUUACAAUAUUCGCCCAUGGAACAACCACCUGGGUCGAAGUAUUAGUGGUGCGAGCACGAUUGGCGAAGAUGAUGACCCAGGCUUAGGCAGACCUACAGACUUCAAGCAAAAACAGGUUUUCACAGGCAAAAUGCUGUUUUGGCUGGCGUACCAGUCAAUCGGUGUCAUCUAUGGGGAUAUCGGGACCAGUCCUCUUUACGUCUAUUCGUCUACAUUCAGCGAAGCGCCAUCCCGUCAGGACCUCAUUGGUGUACUUUCCAUAAUUAUCUGGAGCAUAUCCUUGAUGGUGACUGUCAAGUACAUCUUCAUUAUUCUGUGGGCGGAUAAUGAUGGAGAGGGUGGUACAUUCAGCACAUAUUCACUUCUCAGUCGCUACAUGAAUAUCACCCACCGCGAUCCGCGAGAGGCUUCCCUCGUGCAGAUGAAGAGACAUCUGUCGACGGAUCUUGAGCGUGCCAGUAGAUACGCUCGACAUAGCCUGGAGACAAGCAAGUUCGCAAAGCGCUUGCUAAAAGUGGUGGGCGUAUUGGCUGUGACAAUGGUUCUUGCGGACGGCCUGCUCACUCCCGCUCAAUCCGUGUUAGGCGCUGUCCAGGGAAUUGAAGUCGUGUCCCCCAACAUAUCCAAAGGCACCGUGAUCGGAGUCACUGAUGCUAUCCUCGUCAUUCUGUUUCUCAUCCAGCCCCUCGGAAUCACGCGUUUCUCCGUCGCCUUCGCCCCGAUUGUUAUCAUUUGGCUUGGCUUCAAUGCUGCGUUCGGCAUCUAUAAUCUUGUCUACUAUGACGCCGGGGUUUUUGUUGCUUUCAAUCCAGGGUAUGCUUUUGAGUUCUUGAUCCGCCAUGGAGAAUCGGGAUGGAGAAUGCUCAGCGGUACUCUGCUUGCUUUCACCGGAGUCGAGGCCCUUUUCGCCGACCUUGGUGCUUUCAGUCGUCGGGCCAUCCAGAUAAGUUGGCUAUGCUACACCUUCCCAUGCCUGCUUCUGGCGUAUAUAGGGCAGGCAGCAUACAUCAGCGUACAUCCGGAGGCGUACUCAAAUCCCUUCUACAACGCAGCGCCUCCGGGCACCAUUUAUCCUGCGCUUGUGAUUGCCAUUCUAGCAGCUAUCGUUGCUUCGCAAGCAAUCAUCACUGCUACAUUCCAGCUCCUAGCACAAGUCAUAAAGCUCUCAUACCUCCCGCAGAUCAAGGUGAUCCAUACUUCCGAUAUCUUUCAUGGCCAGCUGUUUGUUCCCAUUGCGAAUUGGCUGUUGAUGGUUGGGACCAUCCUCGUGGCAUCUAUCUACAACAAUACCACAUCUCUUGGAAAUGCAUACGGGGUCUGCGUCAUCUUUGUAACCUUCUUUGACACGUGCAUGGUCGCUAUGGUAGCGAUAUUCGUGUGGCGCAAGAGUCCAUAUCUUGUCUUCCUACCCUGGCUUACAAUUGCUUGCUUUGACGCGGCAUACCUUUCUUCAGCAUUGACCAAAGUCCCAACUGGCGCAUGGUUUACACUGGCAGUGGCCACCAUCCUCGCCCUCAUCUUCCUUCUCUGGAGGUUUGGAAAGGAACAGCAAUGGUUUGCCGAAGCCGAAGACCGCUUUCCAACCUCCCAUUUCGUGACCAGGGACCAGAACGGCGAUAUACGUCUUACCGAUCGAUUUGAGAGCGCCCCGUUGAGUACCACCCGGGGUGUGGGUAUAUUCUUCGACAAGGCUGGCGAGACAACACCCAUCGUCUUUAGUCAGUUCAUCCUUAGGCUCACGACUAUUUUUGAGGUGAUGAUUUUCUUCCAUCUCCGGCCUCUUGAGACCCCAUCCAUUCCCGUUGAAGACCGUUAUACGGUUUCCAAGCUCGCGAUCCCGGAUUGCUACCGCCUGGUUGUCCGCUAUGGUUACAAUGACGAGAUUAUCUCACCCAAUCUCGCAAGUACCAUUACCGACCAGGUCCGCAGAUACCUGGUCGAAAACGAACACCACAUUGGUCAAACUGAAACGAGCACGAGCCUCAGUCAAUCCAGCCGGGACGUAAGUCAAGAUACGAUGGGUGUUGAAGAGUCGCGCACGGCAUCCAGCAGGGUGAAAUCUGCCGAUCCCUUGGCGCGGCUCGAGAAAGCUUGUGCCCAUAACGUACUCUACAUUACUGGCAAGGAGCAGAUGCGGGCCAAGAAGGGAACGAACAUCUUCCGACGCCUGGUCCUGUGGAUUUUCCUGUGGAUUCGAGACAACACCAGGACGAAGAUCGCGUCUUUGGGAUUGGGAGCUGAGAAAGUCAUUGAGGUGGGGUUUCUAAAGGAUAUAUGACCGCAAUACUCUGUAGCAACGCAAUGAACAUCCUAUGACAAGCGAUAUCUUGCGCAGACUGUCCCGUGAUUAUGUUUAACUUUUACCCCUCCCGUUAUUCCUCAA
Messenger RNA from Aspergillus ibericus CBS 121593, 2800 nucleotides. Its product is annotated as potassium transporter 5. Gene Ontology annotation, cellular component: membrane. Gene Ontology annotation, biological process: potassium ion transmembrane transport. Bases 335 to 2695 code for a protein of 786 amino acids. NCBI's taxonomy places the organism in Eukaryota, Fungi, Ascomycota, Eurotiomycetes, Eurotiales, Aspergillaceae. The record is from RefSeq and is a predicted model, not a curated record. Gene Ontology annotation, molecular function: potassium ion transmembrane transporter activity. The transcript has 5 exons.